UCUCACUCGUCCAGCCUCGUGCUUUCAACCCUCUUUUGCUCGAGGCGGAGGAGGAGAGGAACCUGUUCCUCUCAGUCAUCCUCGAGCCUCUUCGGGCUGUACGCGUCGUGCGACAUCUUUCACCCGUUCUCCAAGCAACUCGAUCGACUUCCGUUUCCCGUUCGUUUUCUUAUCUCUUACGAGAAGCCACUUCAUUUCGAUUAUUUUCUUCGUCGUUCAAGAAUGAAAGGGUUCUUUUCUACUUACAUGUACACAGUGAUCACCAUGUGCAUAUAUCGUGAUCUAUAUACGCAUACGUAUAUGUGCAGUCGUAUAGAUUCGUAUACGAUCAUACAUACGCGAUAGGAAGUUGUUGGGGUGUUGUGCAGGUAAUUACAUAGUGAGCAACUUCGAGGAGUGAAUGUUUAACACCUUUUUUUGUUUCUUUCAAUUGAAAAUUGGGUACUAUAGAGUAGUUUGUUAAAAUUGUGGAUUUUUUAAUGUUUUUAUUGGAGAAAUUAUUGAUUGAUUAAUUGAUCAGUGGUUCUGGAGACAUUUCGCCUUCGCAAGGGUUUUGGAGAGUAUUCUUUUUGAAAAAUUAAAUAUCUUUAGGGAUCGGUAGAGAAAAUCACGAGAUAUUCGCGUGCAGGGGUCCUUGGUGACUCGCGUGCCGUGCUCGUUUCUCGAGAACGCGUUUCAUUCCGUCAAUUAAAAGCGACAUAAUAUCCUACAAUCAUCCGUCAGCUCGAUUCAAAGUUCUUUCAUCCGUCGCGAAAAUCCACGUGACGUUGCUCGGAUAGAUUUUUCUAGGUUCCAGUCGUGUGAUUGUGAGAAAAUCUAAAGUAUCCCUCGAAAAACUGGCUCGAAUUUAUAUCGCAAUUCGAUUUUUCUACAGUUGGAUGAAAAUAUCAAAGUGAUCCACCAUGAGUUUGAUCAGUGAAAUUUGACCGCGCUUGAAUUUCGAUCGUCGCCGAGCGAAGGACUUUGUGGACGAACAGAAAACAUACUCGAUCCUGGUGUUAAUUAAGUAAAAGUGAGAAGAUAAAAAAUAUUCAUUGCUCCUGGUCCGAAUGGGUAGCGAAGAAGGAGAUGGAAUGGCGAACGUGGAUGUCGCUGCUUCCUGGCAGCAAUAUUAUACAUGGUGUGGCCCCUAUUCCCAUCCUCAUUCCCAUUCUCAUCCACCGCCUCAACCGCACGCUCAUUCCCAUCCUCAUUUCCCUCAUCCGAAUCAUCUGAACCAGUAUCAGCAACAAUCGUUGGCGGCGUCCACCGCAAACGCGUCCGCCCACUAUUCGACGACGCCUCAGCAGUAUCAUCUACAGCUACAACCGUCUCAAACGCCACCCUUGCAUCAACAACAGCAACAACAACAACAACAACAACAACAAUUCCAUCCUAUCAGAGGACAGGCGACACUUAGAAGAGGCUCGCCUUACGAACGACCAGGUGAUCCUAUGAUAACAUCCUCACUGAAGGGAAAACAAGGUAAAGAUGGACCGGAAGAGAAGAAGGACGCGGAUGGAGAGUUAUGGGGCAACGUGGAAGCGCAGGCCGCCUUCCUCGGCCCAAAUCUUUGGGACAAAACUCUGCCCUACGAUGCCGACCUGAAGGUAUUGAACCAUUACGUGGAUCUUGACGAGUUUCUCUCCGAGAACGGCAUUCCUGUGGACGGUGUGGCUGGCGGUGGACAGGGUACGAUGCAGAGUGGACAACUGCACAAGUUGAACAACACCGAGACACCAGGGCACCAAGGACCAGCUGGUCUUCAUUUAGAACCAGUCACCAAACGCGAGAGAUCACCCUCGCCGAGCGAAUGUUGCUCACCUGACACGAUGAACCCUCCCUCGCCCGCGGACUCCACGCUCUCGAUGGCCUCAUCGGGGCGAGAUUUCGAUCCACGCACCCGGGCCUUCUCGGACGAGGAGCUGAAACCCCAACCGAUGAUCAAGAAAUCACGAAAGCAGUUCGUUCCGGAUGACCUGAAGGAUGACAAAUACUGGGCGCGUCGUAGGAAGAAUAACAUGGCAGCGAAACGAUCACGGGACGCGCGUCGCAUGAAGGAGAACCAGAUCGCUCUCAGGGCCGGCUUCCUCGAGAAAGAAAACAUGGGCCUCCGACAGGAGCUGGACCGGUUAAAGAACGAGAACAUGCUGUUACGCGACAAGCUGAGCAAAUACACGGACGUCUAACAGUACGCCGAGGAAGCAACAACUCGUCGUGGUAUUAAAAAAGAUGCAGACACGAGCGUUUGUUGUGCCAGCUCCUCCCACACUUUAUAGUCGCAGAGCACUUAGGUUUUCGUCAGUCCGGAAGAAAAGAAAUGAAAUGAAAAAAAAAAAAAAGUAUAUAUUGGAAGAGGAAAGGAAGGAGCGCGUCCGCCGAAUCACAAAGUCAUCUCCACGAAUUUUAAUCGAACAGCUUACUUUUCCUUACAGGAUUCCCUUCGCAGAGAUAUCCUUCGAGAGAGGUUUUGCUAUUCAUUCAUCUCGUUCUCCUUCUUCCUUCUUCCUUUAUUCCUUAUUCCUUAUUCCUAAACCACCAACACCGCGCAUACCUAACGUUGAUCCUGUUUUAACCCCUUCUGCCUGAAUCCUUCGUCUCCUUUCCCACUCGCCCCCAUCUUCUCUCCGGAUAAAGAAAAGUGUACAUAGUUAUAUGUAUAGUUAGAUUAUAUAUAUAUGUAUACAUGCAUACAUACACGAGCGCGUGUACGUAUGUCUGUAAAUGGUCGAGUUUGUUAGAGCGCCUGUAAGCGCGCAACCCGCAUGCACACGUGUAUGUACAGAGAAUAUACGCGUAUAAAAUGCCAGAGGUGUGUAACCGGUCGGGUAUAUCGUUCGCUGCUACGCAUUAUCCAGCAUACACGUAAUACGUAUAUAUCUAUAUACAUAGUCAGUCAGGCAUACACGUAUACACGCGGAACCGCAAACGUAGACGUUUGUAUGCAUGCCAGAUGAACGUGGUACCAAUUGUUCCCUACGAGACAUCUUUUAUUUUUUUUCUUUUUCGACCUGUUGAAACGUUAAUUAUAGUCGUGUUCGAAGAACUUCUCUGUUAGAAGGAACAAGGAAAAGAUUUGUUACAAAGGAGGAUGCAAGUUUCUAUUUCUUUUCCGGUUUCUCCGAAGGAAUACAUCAAACAGCCGAGUGGAAAACGCGUAGCAAAUUCAAACGUCUCUGGCACGCGCACAACCGUCUCGUAAACCGGGCUGGAGCUGAUUAGAGUAAUAAGCGAAUAAUGUACGAAGAUGUAAGCACAGACAGGCGCGUGUAUAAAACGAUCGUCUGGUUGAAAGGAAAACGGUCGCGAACGCUCCUGAAGCGGCCGCCUAGCCACCCGCGCUAGUUCUCGAGCUUCUAUUUGGUUAUUGUACAACGCGAACUCCACAUCUGAUCGUAGAUAGACCGUGUUGGUCUAACGUUUUUUCUCGUUGCGUUAUCCGCCUUCCUCCCUCUUCCGUCAGUCUAAUCGUUGAACGCUAUUCGUUCGGGAGGAAUACUCGAAGAGAUUCCUGGACGACAUCGUCGAGUACAGUAACUAGCAUUAUUGUACCUUCGCGUGACUCCGUCGUCGGACCGUGCACGUUUUAAAAAAAAAAAUAUUUACCGUUUUCUUGGCUCAUCGAAUAAUCACCGUUUGGUUGUUUUGAUCGAUCGUAUAAAUGAGAAAUCAACGAAAUUGAAUGCGAGCGGGGAAACGUGUGUAACACUGGAGGAAGACGGGGGAAGGUAGAAUCGAUGAAUUAAAUUAACAAGCGAAAGGAUACUUGGGAGAACGACGCUUUUCUGCGCACGGACUAGGUCCCUAGUUCUCUAAGAAACGUUAAUUACCGUAGCGUAUCCCACAAGUGGUGAUGGUACACAAGUGAUUCUAGUUGUUUUUAUCGUAAGGUAGAUCAUGUGCUUCUUUUUUUCUUUUUCAUACGUAACGUUUUAUCUCUCUCUUUAUCGUACGAUUUGCUUGAAGCAAAUUGAAAGUGCGGGAAAAGCGUCGCGACGCGUCCCUUUAUUAUCGUUUCGUCGCGCUUCAAUGGUCGAUGGCUCGUCCGACAAUGAAUUUUUAAUCAACCUUUUUUUGUAAAUACUUGAAUAAGGAAACCGUACUAAUAUUAGUUGCCCACGCCGAUUCAAGGUAUCGCUGCAUUGAUCAUUGUAAUUUUUUUUUUUUUUUUUUUUUAGAGCGAUUAGGAGAGAUCGCGAAAUAGAAUUUCAAGUUCAUUCGAUGAUAAAAAGAAAGUACAUUUUAUCGAAAAGAGAAGCAAAACGAUACUGUCAGCUCUAUUGUUAACCGACGCCACGACAAGAAUCGUGCACCAAGAGGGGGCUGCUCCAUCCUUAGCAGAACAGAAAAUGUUAUACACGCGGUAUUCUCUAUUCGUAGUUGUUUCCUCUUGUCACAUGAAUUCGAAUGUAAAGGGAAAAAAAAACUCUAACGAUGAGCGAAAUCCACUGGUGCGCCUUUCAUGGAUAAUACACGCGAUUAAUAUUUUACAUACCUGUUGAUGCGUUUAAAUAAGCGAUUCUGCUCGUUGCAACGCUCAAUGACAAUAAUCGAGUAUAAUUAUAUAUACAUAUAUGUUUUUUAGCGACUUUUUGCGACGUAAAAUCGACAAUUAAGAGUAUGUUCCCGGUAGAGAGAAAAAAAAGGUCUUUUACGAUACGCUUGUUAUCGAUUGUUUACACAAUUGAUUAUUGUUUUAUCAUUUCGAUCGGUUUCCCUAAAACCCCUUGACAUUAUGAAUUCUCGAAGAGCUUAUUAAAUAUUGUUAUAUACAUAUAUAUAUAUACACACAUACAUGUACAUGUAUAUUUGUAGACGUACACAAAGAAAUUAAUUUUAUAGAAGGCCUUGUCAAUGACAGAUUCGCUUUUAACUGUUUUUAUACAAACCAUCGUUUUAAUUGAGGAGUAUCGUCUCGUUAAAGAAACAAUUCGACAUUCGUAUAUUUUGUUCGUACUCGAAACGUGUCCGUAGGAUUCUUUUCUCUUGUUUUAUUUGUGAUCACGCAUCAGAGUUCUAUUUACAAUUAGAUAAAAUAUGUAUACGUACUUUACGAUUGUAAAUUUUUAGUUGGAUACAGAUCCAUAUGUAAUUAAUCUCACGGUCGACGUUAUGGAAAUCGUUUUACGCAUUGUUAUCAUAUACAUAUAUUUUCUUUUUUUUUUUUUCAAGAUUUUACGUAUGUUGUAUAAUUUGAAAUUUUUCAUUCUUUUUUCCUUUUUACAUAAGUUGAUAGUUAUAAGCAAACGGAUUUCAACGUCGCAAGUAAAAUCAUACAAAUUGAUUCUUGUAUCUCAUUUUUAUGAUUUCACUUUUAACGAAGCGACUUCAGAAUUCGUUCGAACGUAUUCCUCAGCCCCUUUUGAUUGAUCACGAACGAAAGACAAAAAAAAAUCAUUGUUAUUAAUACUGUACGUAACCAAAAAUCAAACAACAUGCGAGACAAAGAGACUCGUUGUAAGCUCGAUUUGUGACUGUUGCUAAAUACCAGUUUAUUGUAAGCAACGACACGUGACAAAAGCAAGGCGAUUGACAAAGAGAACGCAAUAUGCAAGAAAUCAUCUCGCAACAUCGACGAUCCGCAUUCAUCGUUCAAACACGUUCACUGCCAUAAGUAUUAUAGAAAUUGUACUUCAGUUUAAUUCAAAAUAUUAACUCUUUCACUUGAAACGAUAUGUACACUGUAAUUUUAACCCAUUUGCUACCACGAUCCCCAAAUAGGGAUUUGAAUAUAUAUAUAUAUAUUUUUUUUUAUCACUUGCAAUAGGAUUAUAUUAAAUAAAAUGUGAAAUAAAAAUUUGGCAGUUAAUGGGUUAAUGGAUAUUCAAAAUUCGUUCCUCAAUUGAACUUUCUGUAAAGGUAAUAACGUAUGUAAGUAUACUUAUGGCAAUCAACGUGUUAAUGAUCUAUACAAGACACACCGCUCUUUGGCAUACAGCCAGCCUAAUUUUAACAUAGACAAAAUACACAUUGUGUAAUAUCGAAGAACAUUGUAUGAAAGGUAUCUUAAACGCGUCGUGUCCGUAAUCAAACGAACAAAUGUAUCUCUAUACACGCGCGUAGGACAAACGUAUGAAAAUCUUUUAUAUCAUCAGCAAUCGUAAACCGCCGAUCAAUAGCGUUAUUAUAGAGAAACGAUAAAGUCAGAUAUUUCUUUAUCUAAUUUAUAUUCGAUCGCUACGCUGGCAGUCGUGUGUGAAUAAUCGAGAGAGAGUACAUUGAUUCACGUUUCUCGAAUAUUUCUAAGUACCUUCUAGUACAAGUUGCUAUUAAUUAAACAUGUCGUAGCGUACUAAGCGGCCGAUCAUUCGGAUCACUGUUUAACACCGUAAUUGUCAAACGAGAAGCGGCGGAGUAGCAUGUUUUCAAAUGACACGAUGUAAAAUAUAAAAAGAAUCAUUUAAAGAAACAAGCGCGCGCGUUCGUUACACGCAGUCCGUGGAUAGUAAAAAACGAUACGUUGUAAAGAAGAUCGUAGAAAAAAAAGAAAAAGAAUAUAGAAAAAACACACAUACACACACACACACACACACACACACACACAAAGGUAGACGCAACCGACAGCUUUGCUCCAAAUUAGAAUUUAAUCGACGAAUGACAAAACGAAGAAAAGUUGCAAAAAAUGUAAAAAAAUUAAAUGAUAGGGAUUUAAAAAAAAAAAAGAGUACGUAAUUAUGGAAAGAUAAAAGAUGAGACACGCCAUCCGAUCCAUUCGAAAACGAAAAACAGUACACGUGAGAAUUAAAUACGACCACCCAACGUCAAAAAUGUAUCACAUUUCGAGAAAUAUAUGUAUUUGUUAUUGUUUUCAUUGAA
Messenger RNA from Osmia lignaria (orchard mason bee), 6795 nucleotides. RefSeq names its product PAR-domain protein 1. Lineage: Eukaryota; Metazoa; Arthropoda; Insecta; Hymenoptera; Megachilidae. Gene Ontology annotation, molecular function: DNA-binding transcription factor activity, RNA polymerase II-specific; RNA polymerase II cis-regulatory region sequence-specific DNA binding. The record is from RefSeq and is a predicted model, not a curated record. Gene Ontology annotation, cellular component: nucleus. Gene Ontology annotation, biological process: regulation of transcription by RNA polymerase II.